Penicillium odoratum is the source of this 699-nucleotide messenger RNA. RefSeq lists its product as uncharacterized. Gene Ontology annotation, biological process: regulation of DNA-templated transcription. The record is from RefSeq and is a predicted model, not a curated record. The transcript has a single exon. NCBI's taxonomy places the organism in Eukaryota, Fungi, Ascomycota, Eurotiomycetes, Eurotiales, Aspergillaceae. Gene Ontology annotation, molecular function: zinc ion binding; DNA-binding transcription factor activity, RNA polymerase II-specific. Bases 1 to 699 code for a protein of 232 amino acids.
AUGUCCCCUCAACUGCCCGCCUUCGAUCCAAACGAAACUGUAUACAGCUUCACGCCCGGCUGUUUACAAGAUGUACCGCAGCCAAAUGGCUAUGGCCGUUUUCAUAGCCUCGAUCCCUCAACUCCAGGCAAGCGCCUGGUUGUUCAACCCCAAUCUACGUUGCAACCAAAUCCUUUGUAUGGCAAUCAGCACGAAGCUUCCAUGAAGACUACAUGGACGGCUCCUUUGACUAAGGCUUCGUCAGAUAGCUCCGCAUCUGUCCAUCAUCAGUCGCCUCCUUUGCUUGACAGAAGAUCUGCAUCGCCAACGACGUGUUAUGACUUUGUCUUGGAGGAUCCAAAAAAUCCACACGGUUACCGGGAAAAGAGAUUUCGUUCCCGAGUGGAACUAGAUCAGCAAAAGGAGGAUAUUCGACAUUUGAAACAAUUCGGUGGUGCAUGUCUGUCUUGCUAUCGAAGCAAAAAGAAAUGUGGGCCAUCAACUCCUUGUCCGCCCUGCCUUGCAAACAACCGCAAGUGCAUUCGCAGAGACCAGACGACCUUCACAGGCAACUCCUCCGAUCAUAUGACGAGCUCCCCGGCGAACCCAUAUGUGGAUGAAGUUCUUGAGAUUUUGCAACCCGGCUCGUGGGAACUCAUGGGCUCCAUUGACGGAACCUACUCUGACGCUGGCUUCAAUCGAAGUCCAAGUCGACUGUGA